Molecule: messenger RNA, 3324 nt
Organism: Botrytis deweyae
Lineage: Eukaryota; Fungi; Ascomycota; Leotiomycetes; Helotiales; Sclerotiniaceae
Exons: 6
Coding region: 1-3324 (1107 amino acids)
Source: RefSeq, a predicted model, not a curated record
AUGAGUUCCUCGCCGUCGGCUUCAGAAGGGUCCAGCGCGUCGCCCGUAAAUAGGGACGCUCAACGAGAUAGAAGGUUUGGAAAGAAUGGCGCAAAGCGAGGGAAAUUACGGAAUGGAACAUUCGUAUUACCUAGUACAGGAGAACGAGUUCGCAGACAAAUUACACUGCGAGGUCCCUCAGGAUUUGACGGACCGGUGCGAUCACAUCCACAUGAAGAAGGUUUGGGCUUGGGUCUAAAUUUAACGGGAGAAAACACAAACGUAUUCCAAAGAGGUUGGAAAAAUUGUGUUGAAUCCUCAAAGGAAUUUGCACAAUGGAUAAAAACACCUACUGGAAAGGGAAUUCUGAAAUGCUCAUUAGCAUACACACUUGGGAGUAUGGCGACUUUCUCACCGCACUUGGCCAACUUUUUGGGGCAACAAGAUGGGAAACAUAUGGUUGCUACGAUCACGGUAUACUUUCACCCAGCGAGAUCAUCGGGUUCCAUGAUUGAAGCCGCAAUACUGGGUAUAUCGGCAUUCCUAUACGCGGUCUUCAUAUCAGUGUCGAGCAUGGCGGUCUCGGUGUACUGCGAAACUCAAUUGGGCCUCAUAGAACUUGGUUAUACCCUUAUUCUCAUAGUGUUCUGUGGGGGUGGUCUAGGAUUCAUCGGCUGGUUCAAGCAGGCCUACAAUGCUCCAUUGGUUAGUGUUGCUUGUAGUCUGGCAAGUUUGGCGAUCAUUACGGUCCUCACAAAAGAGAAUGCGGUGCAAGUGGGUGUUUUUUCAAAUGAUAAAAUUGUACAGGUCAUGAAGAUGGUUAUUAUGGGGAUGGUUUCAACGUCAAUCGUCAGCUUAUUGGCAUGGCCGAUAUCUGCUCGAGCAGAGCUUCGAGAAAGCAUGAUCAAGACCACAGACUCAUUUGGGGAUAUGCUUACUAUGAUUACUCGAGGAUUCCUUAGUGGUUCUGAAACUGAUUUGCGCUCGACCUCCUUUGAUCGAGCUCAAAAGCAAUACAAAUCGGUCUUUACUCAGCUCACAAAGAAUUUAAAGGAGGCGAAACUGGAACAUUACAUUCUAGGCACUGAAAACGAAUAUGCAAUUGAAGCGAGGCUUGUUGGUUGCAUGCAAACACUUGCCCAAUCCAUUGGAGGAUUACGGAGUGCUGCAAUGACACAAUUUUCGUUGCUUCAAGAACCUCCAUUAGGCAGCGCAACACCAACGGGCUCACAUGGCUUCCCGUCUUAUCAAACAAAUUCCCUCAGUCGACCCAUCAGCAGCAAAUCAGAUCGUUUUGCAGUUCUUGGAGCCAUUGAGGAAGCAUCGGAAGAAGGCAGUGAUCUCGAUGCCAUUUCAGAGAGACCUAAGUUUCUCACUCGCCAAGGUACCGAAACCACUUUGUCGAGUAUAGUUAUGCCUACGGUUCGAUCUCCAUCAGAAAUUUUUGGACGAUUUAUUCUUCAUCUUGGCCCGUCAAUGAAGUCGCUCGCAUAUACGCUCUCGCAAAUCCUAGAAGAGCUACCAUUUGCCGAAGGGCCUGAAUACCGUAUUACUAUAAAUGAACAUUUCCGAUCAAGUCUGACAGAAGCAUUAAAACUUUACAGCAACGCAAGAGCUCAAGCACUGAAGGAACUUUAUAAAUCUAAAGAACUUGAUAGAACCCGUCCUGAAAGUAUUGAAGCUGAUUUCGAAGAAGUGGCUGCAAGCUGCGGUCAUUUUAGUUUCAAUCUUCAAGAUUUUGCAAGCGAGAUGCAAAACUAUUUGGCAAUCCUAGAAGAAUUGAAAGAGGAAGUAGAGAGUUCAAAACAUCGCUCGUGGAAAUGGCUCAUGUUUUGGCGAAAGUCUAAUCGUCAAUCCAAAGCAGAUGCUAUCGAUGAUGAAGAGCAGGAACAGCUUAUUGCGAGGGAUGUAGGCACUGAAUUGCCCAAAGACAUUCCUGAUCCUUUACGCACCAGGCUUGGAUAUAGAAAAGUUGAAAUCACUUCUAGAGUGAACUCAGAAACUAAGGGAGGUAUUAUACGACGUAAGGCAAUGUGCAUGGUUCGAUUUCUGGACCGUGACGAUAUUCGAUUUGCCGUAAAAGUUGGCCUCGGAGCUGCUCUUUAUGCUCUAUUUGCUUUCAUACCCGGCACAAGACCAACAUAUCAGCAUUAUAGAGGAGAAUGGGGACUUUUGUCUUACAUGUUAGUGUGUAGUAUGACAAUUGGAGCAUCCAACACUACUGGUUGGGCUCGUUUCAUUGGUACUUUCAUCGGCGCCGUAAUCGCAUGUGUGGUUUGGGUUAUUUGUGCCGGUAAUCCUUACGCAUUAGCUUUCUGUGGAUGGCUUGUCAGUUUGCCGUGUUUCUAUAUUAUCAUUGCAAAAGGUAAUGGCCCCUUCGGUCGCUUUAUUAUGCUUACCUACAACCUUUCUUGCUUGUACGCGUAUUCUUUAUCAGUUAAAGAUUCCGAUCACGAUGACGACGAAGGCGGUGUCAGACCAAUCAUCACCGAAAUCGCAUUUCAUAGAGUUGUUGCGGUUCUUGCAGGUUGUAUUUGGGGUUUGAUCAUCACAAGAAUUGUAUGGCCGAUUUCAGCAAGACAAAAAUUCAAAGAAGGUUUGUCGCUUCUGUGGUUGCGAAUGGGUCUUGUCUGGAAAAGAGAUCCUCUAUCAACAAUUGUAGAAGGCGAGUCUCAAUAUGCAUACAUGAACUUGAGAGAAGAAUUCGAAUUUCAAAGGUAUAUAUUCGUACUUGACAAACUUCGAAGCUCAGCCACAAGCGAAUUCGAACUUCGAGGUCCAUUCCCAUCUGCUACCUAUGGGCGCAUAGUCGAAGCUACGACUAAAAUGCUGGAUGCUUUUCAUGCCAUGAAUGUAGUCAUCCAAAAGAAUGCUGAAGCUAGUGAGGGUGAAGCUUUAUUAUUGAAAUUCACGGAAGACGAAAGAGCGCAGCUUUGUGCGAGAAUUAGCCAUUUGUUUCAAGUCAUGGCCUCCUCGAUGAAACUCGAGUACCCUCUCUUAACAGACGGCCUUCCCAGCACGGCUCAUUCACGCGAUCGCCUCUUAGCAAAGAUUUUCCAAUAUAGAAAAAACAUGUCCAUUAGUAACCGUCGUAGUAAUGAGGACGAACCCACGCAAGUAAACGAUGAGGAUGAUGGAUUAUCAAGCUCUGGUGGAUUGGAGUUGCAAGGGGCCGGGGUGCAGAGAAGAUCAAGUCAGGGAAUCACAGUGAAAGAUGAGGAUUAUGAAAUCUUGUAUGCUUUCAUAUUGGUAACGGGACAAUUGGCAGAGGAAAUUGGAAAGGUGCAAAGGGAAGUAGAGGUGUUGUUUGGAGUGUUGGAUGAGGGGGUAUUAGAGUUGAGGUAG